Dendrobium catenatum is the source of this 1080-nucleotide messenger RNA. RefSeq names its product GDT1-like protein 5. The coding region runs from base 119 to 832 and encodes 237 amino acids. Gene Ontology annotation, biological process: Golgi calcium ion homeostasis; calcium ion transmembrane transport; manganese ion transmembrane transport. The record is from RefSeq and is a predicted model, not a curated record. Gene Ontology annotation, cellular component: Golgi apparatus. The transcript has 12 exons. NCBI's taxonomy places the organism in Eukaryota, Viridiplantae, Streptophyta, Magnoliopsida, Asparagales, Orchidaceae. Gene Ontology annotation, molecular function: manganese ion transmembrane transporter activity; calcium ion transmembrane transporter activity.
CGCUGCCGUCGAUCUUCCGUUCCGCAGGUUCAAAUCCUCACCGCUGUUCCAGCUAACGCCUCUCCUUUCAGAGAGCAUUAAGGGGAGACGCAAGAGUCAGGAGCUCGGAUCUUAAAUCAUGGAAUCUUCUCUGCUCGCGGGUUUUACCAAGUCGCUGGCCAUGACGGUGUUGUCUGAGAUCGGAGACAAGACGUUCUUUGCCGCUGCGAUAUUGGCUAUGCGUCAUCCCCGUAGGCUUGUCUUAGGAGGUUGCUUGACAGCACUGAUUGUGAUGACAAUCUUAUCAGUUCUUUUUGGUUGGGCUGCCCCUAACCUGAUUUCUCGUAAAUGGACACACCAUAUUACUACUGUGUUGUUCUUUGGCUUUGGGCUUUGGUCCUUAUGGGAAGCAUUCACUGGAGACGGAGAAUCUGAAGAAUUGGCCGAGGUGGAAGCAAAGCUGGAUGCUGACUGGAAGGCUGGUGCUGCUGGAUCCAAAGGAACUUCUAAGGAUAACGAAGACUUGAAAAAACAACAAAAGAUAUUUCUGACACAGUUCUUCUCCCCUAUCUUUUUGAAGGCAUUUUCCAUUACAUUCUUUGGUGAGUGGGGUGACAAGAGUCAGAUUGCUACGAUUGGUCUCGCUGCAGAUAUGGACCCGUUUGGCGUAGUCCUCGGUGGAAUCAUAGGACAAGCCCUGUGCACCACCGCAGCAGUUUUUGGAGGAAAGAGUUUGGCCACCCAGAUUUCUGAAAAGAUGGUUUCUCUCUCUAGUGGAGUACUCUUCUUAGUGUUUGGUUUCCAGUCCUUCCUCGCCUCCUCUGCAGCAGCAGCAGCAGCAGCAGAGUUAUGAUUCAAGAUUUUGUCAAUCAAAGCCAGUUUUUAUCUCUCUUCAAUGGAGUCCACAAUAUUGAAUGUGAAGGUUUUUUUCCUCAUCAUCAUAAUUUACCUCACCCCAAACUCUACUGAAAAAUAAUAGCAAUAACAAUAAUAAUUUCCGGUCUAAAUGAAAAGAUCUGGAUGUACAAUUAGAAUCAGUGGAUAUUAAUCACAGAAAGUUAAAUUUAGGCUUUGCUUGGGACGGCUUUUUUAUUGCUUUUU